Messenger RNA from Colletotrichum orchidophilum, 1131 nucleotides. RefSeq lists its product as uncharacterized. Lineage: Eukaryota; Fungi; Ascomycota; Sordariomycetes; Glomerellales; Glomerellaceae. Gene Ontology annotation, molecular function: protein binding. The coding region runs from base 1 to 1131 and encodes 376 amino acids. The record is from RefSeq and is a predicted model, not a curated record. The transcript is spliced from 6 exons.
AUGGGCCUACGCGACGUCCUCAAGAAAAAGGAGAGACUCGACAACGGCGAGCACAGCAGCAAAGAUGCAGUAGACAAGCUGGCGGCACCCGAAUUCAAGUUCAUACGAUCAGAUACGCAUACCCAGGAGGUCAUCCAUCCCCCAAGCGGCCCCCCCGGGUUUGAGGACGGCAAUGAGCAGUUCCUGAACCCGAACGAGGGCGGCGGCAGCAGCCAGAAGCCCCGGCGCAGCCUCGACGUCUUCUUCGGCAACAGCCGAUUGCGCAGCGCGUCCGCCUCCUCGCAAGCGAGCCCGAAUUCCAACAAUAAUGGCAAGAUUGGGAGACGACUGUCGGAGCGGCUGCACCUCGGCCGCUCGCCGGCCUCGUCCGACAACGUGCCGCAGAACCUACCCGACAUCGUGACCACGGCCGAGGGUGGCGAGCAGGACGAGCUGCAGUGGGAGAAGCGCGCGACCAUGCUGGCUUCGGCGAACAAGAGCAGGCCCGCGACGCCGUUGCGCGACGAUGCGGCGGGCGGGGAUACGGGGAGGGAUAGGGCACAGGGCGCGGCGGCGGUUUCGUCUCCAGCCAUUGACGAGGAUAUCCAGGAGGCCAUCCGGCUGCACGAGGCGGGUGAUUUCGAGAAGUCGACGGCCAUGUUUGCUCGCCUGGCCGAUCCGAAAGGGGCGAAUAAUACCUUGAGCCAGUUCCUAUACGGUCUUUCUCUGAGGCACGGAUGGGGUUGCGAACCCGACCCAGAAGGGGCCAUCAAGUAUCUCUCGGCGGCGGCAUCGAACGCGGCAACCGUCGAGCAGAUGGCGUUGAAGGCCGGGCUCAAGAAGGGUGGUGCUGCCAAGGGCGAGCUCGUUCUCGCCAUCUUUGAACUGGCAAACUCCUUUAGACACGGUUGGGGCACGGCAAAGGACCCAAUAGCGGCCAAGCAGUACUAUGAGACUGCGGCGAACCUUGGAGAUACUGAUGCUAUGAAUGAGAUAGCCUGGUGCUAUGUAGAAGGCUUCGGAUGCAAGAAGGACAAGUUCGCAGCAGCCCGUUACUACCGGUUGGCUGAAAAGAACGGCAACAAAACACUAGGCAAUUCAUGGAUCUGGAAGGAAAAGUACGACCCAGAUGCCGGUAACAAGAAGAAGUAG